Molecule: messenger RNA, 1346 nt
Organism: Cucumis sativus (cucumber)
Lineage: Eukaryota; Viridiplantae; Streptophyta; Magnoliopsida; Cucurbitales; Cucurbitaceae
Product: cyclin-dependent kinase inhibitor 5
Exons: 3
Coding region: 153-899 (248 amino acids)
Biological process (GO): negative regulation of cyclin-dependent protein serine/threonine kinase activity
Cellular component (GO): nucleus
Molecular function (GO): cyclin-dependent protein serine/threonine kinase inhibitor activity
Source: RefSeq, a predicted model, not a curated record
UUUCCUUCUCUUUUUUUUCUUUUUCAUUUUUUUCUCUCUCUUCUUCUUCCUUCCUUCCUUCCUUCCUCUUUAAUCCAAUCCUCCAUUUUCUCUCUCCUCUCUGCCAUUGAUUCUCCCUCUUCCUCCAUGAGAGCUUGCUUACCUCCUUCCCCAUGGGUAAAUACAUCAGAAAAUCCAAAUCCUCUCGUGAAAUCACCCUCAUCGAUGCCUCUCAAUCCUCCUCCUACAUUGGCGUUCGCACUCGUGCCAAAACCCUAGCUCUUCAGCGCCUUCAGAAGACCUCCAAUUCUCCCCCCACUUCCCCUUCUCCCACCACCUCCGGUUCCUAUCUCCAGCUCCGCAGUCGCCGCCUUCACAAACCCUCCAGUACUGCUCUUCCCAAGCAGAAAUUGCCCCAGGGGACUACUAAUGCUCGUGGCCGAAGAGUUUCUGCUGAUUCCAGAGGAACCUCUAGGUUGGGGGUUUGCUCCGUUGCUGCUGGUUCUAUUGAGUCUGUCUCGCCUCGGCGGGAUGAUGCGGUUCAGGAAUUGGUGGUUAAACAGAGUGAGGUUCAGGAAAAUUUUAAUGUUCAUGACAUUCAGGAAGAAGCCUCGUUUGGUGAGAAUCUCUUGGAUUUUGAAGGUGGAAUGAGUAGGGAAUCAACUCCUUGCAGUUUGAUAAGGAAGCCCGAGAGCAUACGAACACCCAGUUCUUCUACAAAGGCGUCGAGUACCACCGAUGAUAGGAUACAGCUGCAGAACUCCUCUGCUACAGAUGUACCAACCGCUCGGGAAGUUGACGAUUUCUUCAACUGCGCCGAAGGAGAGCAGCAGAGAAAAUUCAUUGAGAAGUAUAACUUUGACCCGAUCACAGACAAGCCACUUCCCGGACGUUACGAAUGGGAGAAAUUGGAUGAUUAGUUGAUUAAACGACAUUCAUUCAAUAUAUCAGGACCUAUGUUUCUCAAUGUACUCAGGUUAUGUUGUGCUUAUAAUUGGUAGAUAGUCAGAUCAUCUUAGUUUCUGUCACCCUUUUACUUGUAAAGAAGUAGGGCUGUACUAAUGGUCUGUAACAUAACAAGAAUUUGAAUUACACAGCAAAUAGAACUCAAAGCCUUCUGUCUAACAGAUUGGUCUUGGGAAGGAAGGGAAGAGGCUAGAGGCAGGGUGUGUAUGGGUUGGUGUAGGAUUUAGGCUUUUGGGUAAUUAGGUGAAUGUGUGGGGUACAGAAAUUUACUUAGAUUUUUUUCUCCUUUUUUCAUUUCCACCAUUUGUACUGUAUUUUCCUCCCUAUACUUGUACUGAUGGAAUAGUGGGAUAAAAACCCCCCUCUGAUGGAAUAAAAUUUAACCAUCCCUUUUCCCCAUA